AAGCCAAUAAGAGAACAGAAAGGCAUUGCUACGGUAUCAAUUAACAGCUGAACGAAACAGGAGGCAUGGUAAAAGCUAGCAGUGGGCUAAUAAAGAGCAACGCUGCUACAGAGAAGAAACAGAGUUUGGUAUUGCCAGAGUUUGACACCUGAGAAACAAGAUCUGAGUUACACAAUCUUCAGCUAGUUCUUACAACUCCUUCUAUGAAAAGCAACAUGGCAUCAGAUGGGGCAAUACACCCACAAAUGAAUGAGUUGCAGUUACGUGCUGAACAGGUCACAGAUGAGUCUCUAGAAAGCACACGGCGGAUGCUACAGCUGGUAGAAGGGAGCAAAGAUGCUGCAAUCCGAACCCUGGUUAUGCUGGAUGAGCAAGGAGAGCAACUUGACCGGAUUGAAGAAGGCAUGGACCAGAUUAAUCAGGAUAUGAAAGAGGCUGAGAAGAAUCUAACUGACAUGGCCAAAUGCUGUGGUCUUUGUGUAUGUCCCUGUGCCAAAUUAAAAAACUUUGAAGCCAGCGAUGCAUAUAAGAAAGUGUGGAGUAGUAAUCAAGAUGGCACAGUCAGCUCUCAGCCUUCACGUGUUGUCGAUGAACGAGAACAAAUGGUCAUGAGUGGUGGAUUUAUUCAGAAAGUUACAAAUGAUGCCCGUGAGAAUGAAAUGGAUGAAAACUUGGAGCAGGUGAGCAGUAUUCUCGGCAACCUUAAGAGCAUGGCCUUGGAUGUAGGAAAUGAAUUAGACACCCAGAAUCGACAGAUUGAUAGCAUCAUGGUCAAGGCAAACAUGAACAAAUCACGAAUUGACAGUGCAAAUCAGAGAGCAAACAGGAUCCUUGGGAAUAAACCAAACAAGACCUUGGUGUUAUAAAUCAUCAUUUGACUUGCGGAUUAAGUGAAGAGAAUGUCACAGACUCUCAGUCCAUCCAUCUACAUAUCUGUCUUACUUUGUAUCCUUGACAAUCAUGGGGAAUCCUGUACAAGUACUAUGAUGUUCAGGGUUGGGAGUACUUAUACUAAUGUUACAGAUGUCUCUUCAUGGUGCAGUGGUUGCUGCUUCUGAGCACAUUUUUUAUACCUUGAAAUAUUUGGAUAUUCUAGAUUAAAUAAACAUGUUUAAAUAAAAAUAAAUGUAAUAUGAUGCAAGAUUUCAAAGUGAAUAUAAUGCAAACAUUCUUCAUGGUAGCCCAAUGGCAGUGAGAGUGGCUAUCUACUCAUGUCACUGUUACUGUGGGCUUAAAUGGAGUGCAGCAGAGAACUAUAUAAAGAAACAGUGAUUGUCAGCACAUUUUAUUUGGGGUUAGAGAAUGUGGGAGAUUCAAAACUCUGGAAUAGUAGCACCUUGUAAAGAGUGCGGGCAUCAUCUUAACCUGCAAACAAGUAAGAUAAGUAGGUGCUUGUGCAAUGAGCAGGUUCAUGGAGACGUCCAAACAGACGUGUUUUAGGACAUUGCAGAAUCUCAAUGGUGCUCUGCAUUGUGAGGGAACAACAUUCUGCUGUCAUACUCUUACCCUUGGCAAGAAAACAGAUGGGCAAUGAGUUGGUGAGCAGCCUGAAACCAACAAGGCUGUGGACCAGAAGAUAUAGUCUGCAUUUUAUAAGAGGACAUCCAUUCCAAGAGCUCCAUAAACUACAUGAAACCUUUUCAAACUAAAAUAUAAUACACAGUAGGCUAUGAUGUAUUAUAAGAUACUGGAAUACCCUAGAUGCAUUAUAGGGUACAAAGGCAUGAGUAAGAAAUCUUAAAACAUGAAGAUAUGAUGAUAUAGCACAUAUACACCAGAUUGCUGUAUAUUUGUGCUUUGUAAAUGGCCCUGGCCUUUUAGCUUCUGUUACAAGUGUAAAAAAGUGAAUGCAUCAAGGAUAAGAAUCCUGGAGCUGCAUUCACCAAAAUAAAUAAAUAAAUAAAUAAAGUUUUCCAAAAAAAAAAACACUUUUUAAAAUUGUUUUUGCAUAGGGGGAAACCCCCAUUCAUCCCCCACACCCACCUGGACUUGUAUAUGCCAACUCUGUGGUUGCACUAACUCAAAGAAUGGGAAAAUUCCCACAAGAUGGGCAUCUCUGCUGGCACAACUCACUGAUGGAGGAGCUCCGCUUAUCAACAGGUUAAAGCUUGGGACAAUGAAGCUCAAGCGUUCAGUCUUCAUCCACCAGUAGGGUAAUGGGCUUUUUAAAUAGUAGCAAUGUUUGCUAAUUAACUUUUAAACUAAUAAGAUUUUAUCAAGGUUAUUAAAGUGACAAUUGCUUGAGACAGUAAGCUUUUGUGACUAAUCUCCAUCUUGUAAAUAAGUACUGAUGCAAAGCAGGGUGUGCUGCAUCAUAAGAUAUCUCUCUACACGUGAUGUAAGACUAAUGGUCCAUAAUGUAUGUCAUCUGCCAACCAGCAAGUCAUUUGUUUCAAGAUUUCACAUUUACUGCAUUAUGCUUUUGCAAACACAACAUUCAGUAGGUUUUAUUUCUGAAUAUUGUUCUUCAUUUCCUCCAUUAAGACUUUUGUAACGCCACAUCUAAAUACUGUAACAGCAAUGGUAAAGUCCUGCGAUACAGCAAAAAUAAAUCAGAAAGUCAAAUAACCUUGGGAUGUAUAACAUUCAACAGCAAAUAACAAUCAGCUACUGAAAAGGCUCUAGCAAUAUAACUGUCACUGAGUAAAACCAAAGUGUAUCAGAGUAAAAUUUGGGGACCUCAUGUCAUUUCCAUUCCUGGCUUCAACGUUCAUGGAGCACAACGGAAAACCUGAAGUGGUUCAUGCGGAUGUCAUUUUACUGAGAUGCAUAAUUAUUCCCAGGUACCAGCAGUGUCAUUCUCUGAUUGUUUCAAGUCUGAAAAGUGAGAGUUGAAUUAUUUUGCUUUUUCAGUAUGCAUAAGUAUGUUUGAUACAGCUGCAUCUGUGGAACUGUUUACUGAAGUACAUCAUUAUUUUUAGAUGUGAUGCAAAUAUUAAUCCUUUGCAAUUUCCCUUUUAAAGAAGUCCUGCUCAAUAUUUUUAAAAUGUCUGCAAAAUAAAAGUAUUCUUCAACCAUG
This is a messenger RNA of Protopterus annectens (West African lungfish), 3019 nucleotides long. Its product is annotated as synaptosomal-associated protein 25-like. Gene Ontology annotation, biological process: synaptic vesicle priming; exocytosis; synaptic vesicle fusion to presynaptic active zone membrane. The transcript has 8 exons. Lineage: Eukaryota; Metazoa; Chordata; Ceratodontiformes; Protopteridae. The coding region runs from base 204 to 866 and encodes 220 amino acids. Gene Ontology annotation, molecular function: SNAP receptor activity; voltage-gated potassium channel activity; syntaxin-1 binding. The record is from RefSeq and is a predicted model, not a curated record. Gene Ontology annotation, cellular component: SNARE complex; plasma membrane.